GGAGGGUCCACGGUGCGGAUCAGUGCGGUGUGGAGUGGAAGAGAAGGCGGUGAGUCAGUGGUACAGCAAUCGAGGGCAGGGCGGUACAAGGGAAGAAAACGCAGCCUUGGAGCGCGCCGCGCAUACGGAAGGGAGCCGCUAACUGACAGCCGGAGAGGAAGAGGCGCCCGCUCGGCUCACUGGCGGAAAGGAGCAGGCUAAUCUUUCCUCCUCACACCCGUCUUGUCAAAGUCUUCUCUGUGAUCCAACUGGCGCAAAUGGGCUACGGGAGGCUCUAUCCACCAGCGGGUUUGGCAUGAACGCUUUUCCGACGCGUAAACAAGUAGGAGAAGGGGAAAAGAGGACAUAGCUGCUUUACGAUUUCAUCCAAAUUCACUUCAAAUAAACGCACUCCAACUUGGUCAGCCUUCUUCACUCUCUUCUGACGAAGUGGACGGACUAAAUAUAUACAUGUAUAUUUUGGAGUAGGAAAAAAAAAAGAUACUGUGCACUCUUGGAAUCAUUUGUAGCUUUUUUCGUUUAUUUCCAUCGCAAUCCUGAUGCAUAUGGGAAGCAAGUGAAAAAAAAAAAAGAUUGCAGCCUUCAAAUAAAACACGUGUGUUACCCGAUUGAGAUGGAAUUAUGAUCGGACGCUGAGGAAACUCCGGGGAGGAAUUUAAAUCUCAUUUUGGUGCGCAAUUUGUGCGGCUGAAGAACUUGCAAUCCUUAUUAGUAUUUUCGUUAUUUUCUUUUUCUUUUUCCCAUGGAGUAGGCUUGAUUACCAGGUAUUGACUUUGACAGGUCCAUAUUAAUGGGAAAAUAAUAAUAAAAUAAAGUGGGUUUAUUCUCUGACGCCCGGAAAGAAGAAAGACGGAUCUGAUGCGCACCUUCUCCGUGGGAUGGUAAAUGACCGAUGGGGAAUCAUGAAUAGCUCUUCUGAACUCGAAGAUGGAACUCGGCAUAAAAACCAGACGUUCUGUGAAUGUGUGCCCAGCUCCUCUCAACUCAAACAUCGCUGGUCAGACUCAGAAACCACCAGGGAGACUCCGGCCAAGAGGAUGAGCUGCAGCUACCUGCUCUGCACCAUCCUGCUCUUCGUGGCCGUUCUGUUGGCCGUCACCGUAACUGGCACCAUCCUCUUCAUGAACCACUACCAGGCCCCGCCCAUGUCUGACGGCCUACCCCACAUUUCCACCAAUCAGGAUGAAGCAAACGCCCUGGUCACCGUGGAGAGGGGCGACGGCUCUCGUAUCAACAUCUUCAUCGACCCCAACUGUCCCGACUACAACAGCAACUUCAUGCGGCUGGAGGGUGUGCAGACCUCACUGCUCCACUCGCUGACUGACCACGACUCUGACCUGAAGUCGGUCAAAGGUCAGGACAGGGCCCUGCUGGUCAGUCUGGCCGAGGAGGUGGCCAAGCUGUCAGCCCAUGCAGGACAGCUGAAGAUGGACUACGAGUCUCUGCGCCGGGGGCAGAGCAGUCUUGGUCAGGACCUGAAUACUCUACAGACAGAACAAGGUCGCCUCAUACAGCUGCUGUCGGACAGCCAGAUCAACAUGGUGAAGGUGGUGAACUCCGUCAGCGAUGCUCUCAAUGCCAUGCAGAAGGAAAACGUGGGACUGAAGGCUCGGGUCAAGGCUGAUCUACAAAGAGCGCCGGUUCGAGGCGCUCGACUCAAGGGCUGUUCCAAUGGCUCUCGCCCCCGCGACUGUGGCGAUCUGUACGCCAGUGGUCAGAGAGAGGACGGCAUCUACUCCGUGUUUCCCGUUCACCACCCUACAGGCUUCCAGGUCUACUGUGACAUGACCACGGACGGAGGAGGCUGGACGGUGAUUCAGCGCAGGGAGGACGGCUUGGUUAACUUCUUCAGGGGAUGGGAGUCAUACCGCGAAGGAUUUGGCAAAAUCACUGGAGAACACUGGCUAGGGUUGAAGCAGAUUCAUGCCCUCUCCAUCCAGGGAAACUAUGAGCUGCGCAUCGACUUGGAGGACUUUGAAAAUAGCACAGCGUACGCCCAUUACGGCACCUUCGGUGUGGGUCUCUUCUCGGUGGACCCUGAUGAUGAUGGAUACCCUUUGACGGUCGGAGACUAUUCUGGCAACGCCGGCGACUCUCUUCUGAAGCACAACGGUAUGAAGUUCACCACCAAAGACAGGGACAACGACCACUCCGAGAACAACUGCGCCUCGUUCUACCACGGCGCCUGGUGGUACCGAAACUGCCACACCUCCAACCUCAACGGCCAGUACCUGCGCGGCCAGCACACCUCCUACGCCGACGGCAUCGAGUGGUCCUCCUGGACCGGCUGGCAGUAUUCCCUCAAGUUCUCGGAGAUGAAGAUCCGUCCCACCCGUGACCCCGACAACAAAUAAAACUCAUGAAAAGGAGGAAGAGGAGAAGACGAGAUGUUUUUGGAUCAUACAGAAGAAAUAUAUAUAUAUUGAAAAAAAAGAAGAAAAAAAACAUGGUUUUUGACAGGUUGAAUUACAUGUCUUCACAUUGUUUAUUAUUUAAGUUUAGUUGACUGCAGUUGGCUCCAUAGCUUCCUCCUUCUUGCUUCCUCAUGUGUGUUACUGCCAUGAUGCUUUCUUUACGGAAGAUUCUAACCAUGAUGCCCGUAGUUUUGAUAUUUUACUUUAUGAAACAGCAAAGUCGAGCCUUGAGCCCACAAUCUACUUUGCUGUCUUUCCUCAGUCUAAAGCUGUGGUCCAAACCCGCUGCCGUAUCAUCAUAUUCUCCUGACUUUGACCCCCUCCCCCGUCCUCAGCCCAAAACUUUCAGAGCUAUGGUUGGAGAGCAUUCAAUCACAUAUAAUGGAACAAGUCCCUUCCCAAAAUGCAGGCGGAAGAAGCACAUUCUUGGGUUUCAUCUGCGUGAAGGGAAAGCUCACCGGUGCACUUUUGAUACAUUUACAUCCCUUAUCUGUGUGAAUGAGACCCAGCAGGGUCGUGGCAAUCAGCGCCCUUCCUCAAAUAAUGAGGGGGGAAGAAAGACAGAGAGGAGGAGGAAACGAGCUCACAGGAGUUAAAUUGGCUGAAGGAAAAGGGGGACGGAGUGCAACAAAGGGGACGAAAGGCAAGCGAGAAGAGCACGAGGAGGCGCGAAAAGAAUGAAAAACGAGCACAGACAAAGGAAAGAGACAACGGAGGAUCUCGUUCGUCUGACUUGGGCCAUUAGGGAGCAUAUUGGGCACUUUGUCUGAUCUGCCUGCCAGCUGAGUACUGGCCAACCGAUGCAACAUCGCAGAUGGAAACACAGCACUUUUUGUGUGCGUUGUGUGUGUGUGUGUGUACGGGUGUUUGCGCAGUUGAUCGUGUGUGCGCACGUCUCUGGCUGAAAGACAAACAGACAAAGCUCUCUCUAAGACUCUCAGUUUCCUGCCAGGAAGUCAGAAGAGUGACUUGACUGAGCACAUUGUAAAGCACAUGCAUGGCUGGCACACCUUCGCUCCGUCCACAUACGUGUCAGUAUUGAGAGAAGAAAGGAAAGGUCGUGUCAGAUCAGGUUUAUAAAGAAAUGGAACGAUUCCACAUUCCCAACUCGUCAGAUUUUUUUUUUUUUCAAAAUUUAUUUUGCGAGUGUAGCUCGUUUUUUUUGCCGUCAUGCGAACGUAGAAAAAAAUUGCUUAUCAAAGGGAAAAAAAAUCUUUUCCUAUUGGCUGUUUUUUUUUUUUUUUUUUUCAAGUUUUUCAGUUUCUCGUGGCAAAAGUCAAAAUUGCCUCAAGCUAGAAUGAAAAACCAGAGAUGGGAAAAAAAUAUAUAAAGCCAUCACAUUGGUGAAAAAUUGUGCAGUUGCUGCCCUGUAUUUUAUUUUCUUCUAAGCACUGUCAAUCCUGUUGAAGCUCUUUUUUGGAUGAUGUAAGAAAGCUUUAAGAUAUCUGUAGAUUCUACUGUACAGCGUGUAUGACUUUCAGAGCAUGUGAAACAUUUCUUACUAUGCGAAAACACAAGGAGAGAGCACAUGGACUUCAGAAAAUCCAGCUGUGACAAAGAAAGAACUUUCCCUCCUCCCCGUGGUUGGCGGUGGGGACUACUGAUCUGAAGGUUGAGCACAAGGAAAGAUGAGGGUUGUGAUUAUCCCUCAAACACAUGCUUUUUGUUUUGUUUUGUUUUCCUUCUUCUUCUGUGAAAGAACAAAGCAAAGGCACGUUUCGAUGUUUGGGAACGUUAGCGGCCUCGCGGGACACGUGCAACCUUCUACUUUUCUGGAUUCUCUUCUUUUGGACAGCAAGACUGGAUUGCGUCUUUGAAUGUGCGCUGAGUUUCAUGUGUAGCACCAAGCAAUGUUGCGCUGAAUACCUCUGACGCUGGACCAGCUGUGAGUGUCUCCGGACGCCGCGCCCCGGGCUUUCUGCGGCCAAAUUGGCUGCGUGCGGCACGUAAAACGCUACCUGGUCACGACUCGGUGGACACUCUUCAUCAAAAGCACACUCAUGUUAUAAAAAAGAAAUAAAUACUGGAAAAAAAGAUGUUAUUAUGGCACAGAGUUUGAGGACUGAUUUUAAGUUAGUAAAAUAAGGCAUAUAAAGAGAGGGAACUGGACUGCAAGUGUGAAUGUAUACAAAUAGGCGUGUGUGUGUGUGUGAAUGUUUGUUACUCUGCUUGACAGAGCAUGUGUGUUUGCGUGCAUCUGUUGUGUGUCUGUGCGUACACACGAACAAGAGCAUCUAAAUGAAUUUGAAUAUCCUUGGAAAGUAAAUUUUCUUUCAGUUGUACAAUUUUGAAAGAAAAAAAAACCUCAUAGUUUAUAGAUUUAAUAGCCACAGAGUGAUACAACGAUGUUUGUGAAAAUUUUGAUCAAAAUGGCUGACGGCUAAUGAAAACCCACAAUUCAAUUUAUCAUAAAACUACAAUAUUACAUAAGACUAAUAAGAAUAUUUAUGUUUGGAAGAAAUUUGGCCCUACUUAAAAGCAUGCCCAUAUUGUACAGUCAUAUUCAGUAAGUUAAAAUAUUAUUGAAAAGUAUUUUUCUAUAAUUCGAUCCACUAAUUCAAACACAUUCUUACAUAAUUACACUUAAAGUGAUGUUUCCAUGUCUGUUUCGGUCAAUUAUGUUUGUUUUGUUGUUUGUUUUUUGUUUUUGACAGGUAAGAAACACAUUUGAGACCACAAUAUUACAUCAGACCAAUAAAAAAAAAUUGAAUACAGAAAUGUGGACCUACUAAAAGUAUGUUUUAUACAUCCUUAAAACAUAUUUUCAAAGGGUACUUUUGGUUUUAAUUUGACAAAUCCUAUUGGAAUGCAUAUUAUUAUGAUGGGAUCUGCACUCAAUACAUGGUGAGGCCUCUUUUUGGAUGAAUUACUGCGUCAAUGCAGCGUGUCAUGCAGUUGAUCAUCCUGUGGUUCUGUUGAGGUUUUAAACAAGCCAAGGUUCCUUUAAUCUCAGCCUUCAACUUGCCUGCUUUGUUGGCUUAGUCUUAUCUUCUUCUUGGCGACACUCCAUAAAUCCAGAUGAGUUUGCACAGUGAUGCCAUUGUAAUUAAAGGAGCUGUCUGUCCUUUUGAUGGUUUUAGCAGGUGGGUUAAUCAGGUGUUGGUAAUUGAAUGUGAAAAGGAUUAGAAAAUGAUUGUAUGAAAUUAUUACCAACCAAAGGCCAACAGCCAAUUUAAAGAAAGGAGAGGGUUUGUUUACUUCUUUCUUCUCUAUUUAAAGAUUAUCAGUGGUAUGCUCGGAACAAAUUGGUGCACUUUUUCCUUUCUCACAACUUUCUAUUAAUACGACUGAAUACAACUCUAUUAACAGCCUGUUUAAAAAAUUUAAAAAUAACCUUUUAUAUCUUAUGCUCCUUGUGGAGGAUGUCCUUACUGUCUGCUCAACAACUAUCAAUUCAGCAGUCUUUACCAUUAUUGGGUAGGCGAUAACAUUAUACAUAAUAAUAAAAAAAAAAAAAAUAUUAGUCCUAUGUAAUAUUCCAUUGCAAUUAACUAAAUAAACAGAAAUGUCAGACAUUUCAUGGAAUCAUUGAAAUGUACCCUCUGUGUAAUGAAUCUACACGAGUUUUUGCUUUUCAAAUUGAAUCGCUGCAACAAAUCAACUUUUCAAUUAUUAUUCUGAUUCACCGCGUUGCACCUGUAGGCACAUGCUUUGGUUUGCACAUGCCGACGUGCAUGAGCCAGACCAGAGACGAGAGUGGGAGGUGGAGUAUGUCCCAGCGUGGAGUGAUGUGACGCUUCUGUCUGACUAACCUCCCUCUGCUGUUUGUGUUGAUAACAGAGAGAUUUACAUUAUUAUAUUGACCUAUUAGUUAUUGUGAUUGUGAACACCACCUACUGGUUGCUGUGCUGAACUGCGCCUGUACCUUUGAGCCCCUUCCCGUCCCCCCUGUGAACACGCUCCCCGACACGUUGUGCACACUGUAUAUGUUACUGCUAUGUUCCCUCUUGUUAUUUACAUGUGCAGACAGCUAUCAUUUGCCACGCCCUGAUCUGUUUUUGUUGUGCGAAUGCCUUUAUAGUCACUUUCCCUCUCCGCUAGCUGCUGCAGCUUGCUAAGUCUCCAAUGGAGGAGGAGAUGAAAGAGUGAAAUCAGAAGCUCCAAUCAAUCCAAGUUAUUCUGCUCAUUACAGAGCAUCAAUGCCCUCCCCCUGGUGCCCAAACCUUCUAUAUUUCUUAGUGUGUUCCUACUUAAUUGCCUUGGCCUCUGCUGCCAGCC
Molecule: messenger RNA, 6632 nt
Organism: Gambusia affinis (western mosquitofish)
Lineage: Eukaryota; Metazoa; Chordata; Actinopteri; Cyprinodontiformes; Poeciliidae
Gene: fibcd1b
Product: fibrinogen C domain containing 1b
Exons: 8
Coding region: 879-2354 (491 amino acids)
Source: RefSeq, a predicted model, not a curated record